AUUUGAUCCAAUUCAAGUGAAAGGAAAAAAUAUAAGUAAAAAUCAGAAAGAACCAUUCACCUCUUUCCUCUCUCUUCGAUUUCAAUCUCCAAUUUAUCGCAACAAUCUUCCCUGAUCCUUGAUUGCAAUUCACUCAAAAUGGAAAAUGGAGGUUCCAGUUUGGAGGCGAAAAUAGAGGCGUUGCUGAAUGUGGAGAAACAGAUAAGACAACUCGGUGACGUGGCGGGAACAAGUAAGGCUGUCACCGAUAUUGUUCAACUAUGCCUCGAUGCCGGCGCGUGGGCGACGCUAAACGAGCAGAUUCUGCUUAUCUCUAAGCGCCGGGGACAGUUGAAGCAGUAUAAACUGAUAGAAAUGCAUGGGUUACAUCCUAAAACCAAUUGGUUAUAGGAGGAGGGCUUAACUUGUUCAAUACACCUCGAAAAGAAAUUGAGUUCACUGCCUUUGUCAGGAUGUCCGCCAAUUGAUCUUCGGACUUGACUUGAGGGGGAGUGUUGGAAGGAGAAGAUCUUGGAGAAUCAAGAGGCUGAUUUUCCUACAAUCACAAUUAAUAGGAAGAUUAGUAUUUUAUAUUUUCCAUGUAUAUGAAAUUAGGAAGAUCUUACCUUAUGUGUAUUCUUGUUGGUAGCCUAUAAGAAGACAUGUAUAGCUGCUCCAAUGAUGAACAGAAUCGAAUGAAAUUAUUCUCCAAAA
Messenger RNA from Salvia splendens (bonfire salvia), 693 nucleotides. Its product is annotated as 26S proteasome non-ATPase regulatory subunit 12 homolog A. The transcript has 3 exons. Lineage: Eukaryota; Viridiplantae; Streptophyta; Magnoliopsida; Lamiales; Lamiaceae. Gene Ontology annotation, cellular component: proteasome regulatory particle, lid subcomplex; cytoplasm. Bases 139 to 390 code for a protein of 83 amino acids. The record is from RefSeq and is a predicted model, not a curated record.